GUUGGUGCAUUGCGGAUCGGUUGUUGGCAAACGUAAACGGAAGCGGAUAAACGAAGUGCGCACAGCUAAAUGUAUGUUUGUAUGUAGUGGUGUGCAGUAGAAACUCAAGCAGCAGCAAAAGCUUAAGUAAAACGGUGAGUGGAAAGUGCGCGCGAAUAAUUGAAAUUUUGAAAUUAUACUCUUACGUUCUUGACAGCAUAAAUGGCAUUGUGAUUGUGGUAGAAAAGAAAAAAAAAAAGAAGCAAAAAGCCGAGUCCAAUUGAAUUAAAUUGAAUUGAAUGUGCAAUUAUUCGUUGCACAAUUUAAAAAAUAAGGAAAUUGCAAUAAAGGAAACCAGGCGACUACUACAAUUUUGCAAUUCAAGUGAGCUGAAAUAAGGAAAGGCGCAACUGAAAAUAUUGACAAUACCAUUGUGCAGACAGUUUUGAAAUUUUAAGGCAAUCAAAGCAAGUGGCAGGCGUAAACACAAAACAAAAUGUCCAAUAAGCCAUACAGUGCGAUUAGUAUAACCAAUUGUGGCUUAGAUGACCCACAGAGUGAGCUGGGUGCCGCCUUCGCCAACAACAAUAUUGGUGAUUUUCACAUAGCGCUCGAUAAAGGCGCGAAUCCGGCCAGACCCGAUGACAAACACAUGAGCGUCUAUGAGUUGGCGCUAAAAACACAUGGACGCGCUGCUUUUGUGGAAGAAUGCUUGAGGCGUGGUUGCAGUCCAAAUCAUCUAAAUCAACACUGGAAGAAGUCAGCCAUCAGUUUUGCCGCCGAUUCUCGCGAUCCGCAGAUUAUAAGCGCACUUCUGCGCAGCGCGGGCGUGGACGUUGAUCGCACCUAUGCAAAGCUGACGCCACUCAAUUCACUAGCCAAAAAUCUAGCGGCCGACAAUCAAAGCGAUGUCAGCGCUUGCAUAAAACUCUUGCUCGACUAUGGCGCUUCUCCGAACAAGCCCGAUGAUCGCGAAAUGACACCGCUCAAUUAUGUCUUAAAGAAUCGCAAAAUCAAUGCGGAGACGAAGCGGGAACUGGUACAACUUUUCACCUCUCUACAAGAUCUAGACGUGGACAGCUUUCGUGACGGUGAAGUGCGCGAAUUGCUGCGACGCGACUACCCUGAAGUGAUUUUGCCACCACCACAAGCGAGCGGUGCGGACGUCAGCUUCGAAAAGCUAAUUUCACAUUUGCGCAACGGCGACGAAGAGAAGUUCGUGCAACAGCUGCAGUCCUACGAACGUCACAUGUUGGAAAAAAACAAUAACACUAAUGAAGUGCAAGAGCAGAAGCUCCAACUAUUUAUGGAAUCGGUCAAGCGGGGCACGCAUGAAGCAUUCGAUACGCUGCUAAGACACGACGUCAAUAUUAAUGGCGUCAAAGAUGGCCAAACACCCAUACAGCUGGCUGCCAUUUGGGGUAACUGGCGCGCACUGAAAGCCUUACUGGCGCUUGAGGAUCUAAAAUUACGUCGCCAAGAUCAGUUAUUAAUCACCACUAUCGGCCACUUGGACGACGAACCCUUGCAUGAUUUCGUUAACUACCAGAAAUGUCUCUACAUUCUACUGAAUUCAGAGCGCAUCGAUGUGAAUGAAUCUGACCCCAGUGGCUCCACACCGCUCCACUACGCUGUCAAGUAUCGUAACCGUUUAGUUAUACAAGAGCUGUUGCGUCAUGGCGCCUAUAUUGGUAUGCGAAGCGCUUUCUCCGACCUACCCAUCGAUGGCAUGCACCCUGAAGUGCUGGAGGAACACUUUGACAGUUGCAUUACCACAAACGGUCGCAAACCUGGCGACAAUGACUUUGAAAUACUAAUUAAUUUUAAGAAUCUCAUACCACAUCCCACUUCCGGUCAUGCACAGAAAUUGCGCGCGCAAAACUUUCGCGAAGAGAUGCCACCAAUCGCUUUUAUCGCGGAGUCCAAAGAGCACCGCCAUCUACUUCAGCAUCCACUCAUCACCAGCUUCCUGUUCCUCAAGUGGCAUCGUCUUUCGGUCAUCUUCUACAUCAACUUUCUACUCUACUUUUUCUUCGCUCUGAGUAUAAUAAUACACACAAUUCUUAAGUUUCGCGAGAGCGAGCACGAAGCAGUUACCGUGCUGUUUGGUCUGUUCUCAUGGAUCGGCAUCAUUUACCUGCUGGUGCGCGAGAUAACACAAUUUGUUCUGGCGCCUUUAAAAUAUUUCCGCUCCCCAACUAAUUACAUGGAAGUGGCGCUCAUCAUACUCUCCAUAAUGACUUGCACCGAACCGAGUUAUAAUCGCGAGACGCAACGGGUAAUCGCCGUUUUUACAAUACUACUCGUGGCACUGGAACUUUGCUUGCUAGUUGGCUCUUUGCCUGUACUCUCCAUAUCUACUCACAUGCUAAUGUUGCGCGCCGUUUCGAAGAGCUUCAUCAAGAGCUUCGCACUCUAUUCGAUCUUUGUAAUAACAUUCAGCUUGUGCUUCUACAUUCUAUUCGGCAAGCCAUCGGAGGGGAGUGAGGUGGACGCAGCGAAUGGUACGGAUGCCGCAAACUAUGGUGGCGAGUUCAAUAAGUUUGCCAACCCCUUCACAGCGGUCAUCAAGACAAUUGUGAUGUUGACUGGAGAAUUCGAUGCUGGUGACAUUGAGUUUGAUUCACUCUACAGCUACUUGAUCUUCUUAAUGUUCGUGGUAUUCAUGUCGAUCGUGCUUUUCAAUUUGCUCAAUGGUCUGGCUGUUAGUGACACACAGGCCAUUAAAGCACAAGCCGAAUUGAACGGUUCCAUUUGCCGCACCAUUCUACUCACACGCUACGAACAAGUUUUGACCGGACGCUCCGGACAUGCAAGUUUUAUCAUUACACACGAACCCUUCCGCACCAUAUGUCGUCGUCUGAUGAAUCUCGAUUCCAACUAUAUUGUAGGCCGCCAAAUCGCUAUACUGCCGAACGAUAGCAAUAAAGUUUUAGUUGGUACGUCCAGCGGUAAUGAAGCUGUUGAAUUGAAACCCGAUUUGUCGCGAACAAAUGGAGUGCGCAACUCCAAGACAACAUUCCUGCCAUUGAGCGAGGAAGAUGGCAGUGAUCACAACAAAAAGUUGCUUGAUGCACCCGUCUCUUUCCUACCCUGCUGCUGUGCCUGUAUAACCGGCAAGUGCUCGGAAAUGGAUAGUCGCACAGUGAAGCUGGCAAUCGCAGUGAUCGAACGGAAGACAACAGUGCAACAGGACAAAAUGCGCGGCGAGAAUACGGAGAGGCGGUUGAGAAAUAUUGAAGAGCGAUUGGCAGAGAUGACGCAGCUGCUUCAUAAAUUAGCUGCGGAGUAAUAUAGAGGUCCAAUCCAAAAGUGAUGACCAGUUGAAGUUGGAACGUUAAAAGAAAAUGAAAUUUUGUUUACUAUAUGUAUUGUGUUAUUUUUGUAAAACAUACAUUUAAAGUGUCCUUAAUGUAAGUUAUUUAAUUUUUUUUAUCAUUUAACACUUGCAAUUUUACAAUGCAUUUAAAAAACGUUUAAUAAGUCUUCUAAAUUUUUGUAUUAAAUGGCAUUUAAUAAAAGUAUUUAAGUAAAAUCC
Rhagoletis pomonella (apple maggot) is the source of this 3517-nucleotide messenger RNA. It is a transcript of the gene pain, whose product is annotated as transient receptor potential cation channel protein painless. The coding region runs from base 476 to 3271 and encodes 931 amino acids. The record is from RefSeq and is a predicted model, not a curated record. Lineage: Eukaryota; Metazoa; Arthropoda; Insecta; Diptera; Tephritidae. Gene Ontology annotation, molecular function: protein binding; monoatomic ion channel activity. Gene Ontology annotation, cellular component: membrane. Gene Ontology annotation, biological process: transmembrane transport; monoatomic ion transport. The transcript is spliced from 6 exons.